This is a messenger RNA of Hirsutella rhossiliensis, 375 nucleotides long. RefSeq lists its product as uncharacterized. NCBI's taxonomy places the organism in Eukaryota, Fungi, Ascomycota, Sordariomycetes, Hypocreales, Ophiocordycipitaceae. The coding region runs from base 1 to 375 and encodes 124 amino acids. The transcript has 2 exons. The record is from RefSeq and is a predicted model, not a curated record.
AUGGACGACGAGGCCGGCGGCAUCCUCAAUAUUGAAAUAUCCGAUACCGACGACGGCUGCAAAAAAGCAGACCGCACUGGCCAAACAGAAGCCGAAUUCCAAGCCGUAAAGCAGGCUUACCGCGUCAAGGUUGAAAACGGCGAGCUUCACAAAACCAUCAACCUGUCUCUCGACCCAGCUGCCAACAAGCAGCGCGUCCAAGAGGUCCUUCACGCCGUUGAGGAGCUUUACUUCUUCAGGCGAUACCGAGAUGCCCUCAACUUCAUCAAGACGCUGCAGAGCGACGGCAGUUAUCGGGCUAUCGACGGCGAUGCUCGUAAGCAGAUCCUGAUCUACGAGGGUAAAUGCCAGCACAAAUUGAAUUCCCCAUCAUGA